AUGUGGAAGGGAUGCAGCCAAGGCAAGGAGGGUCGGAGCUGCAGCAGGGCAGCUGUCACCAACAUCUCCUCCAAGCUGGGCUCCAUCGGGCUGUGCCUCCACGUGCCAGAGGCCCCCAUGUACCCGUACCGAGCCAGCAAGGCUGCCCAGAACAUGGUGACGAGGUGCUUGGCUGUGGAACUCCAGGACAAGGGGAUCUUGUGCAUGGCCAUCCAUCCUGGCUGGGUGAAGACUGACAUGGGCACACAGGAGGUACUGGGCUGUUUAGGGGAGGCACCAUGGAUGCUGCUCCCGGGCAUGCACCCUCCCCGAGAGCUGCUCUCUGUUACAGCUCAUUGUCCUUUUCUGCAGGCACCACUGACAGUGGAGCACAGCGUGAGGGGCAUCCUGACUGUGCUGGCCAGCCUCUCACAGCACACCUCUGGAGCCUUCCUCGACUGGGAAGGGAACAGCCUGCCCUGGUGAUGGACAAAUAGAUGG
This is a messenger RNA of Haemorhous mexicanus (house finch), 480 nucleotides long. RefSeq names its product C-signal-like. The transcript has 4 exons. The record is from RefSeq and is a predicted model, not a curated record. Lineage: Eukaryota; Metazoa; Chordata; Aves; Passeriformes; Fringillidae. Bases 1 to 465 code for a protein of 154 amino acids.